Rhodamnia argentea is the source of this 1142-nucleotide messenger RNA. RefSeq lists its product as uncharacterized. The transcript has 2 exons. The record is from RefSeq and is a predicted model, not a curated record. Lineage: Eukaryota; Viridiplantae; Streptophyta; Magnoliopsida; Myrtales; Myrtaceae. Bases 267 to 1142 code for a protein of 291 amino acids.
GGUUUUUGACUGGGGAUGGACCCAAUUGAAACAUCCAUAAAAGGAAAUUAUGAGCAAUUAAUUACGCUGCAAUUGAAAAGGAUGCAUUUUGAAAUAUGAGAAUGCCUUGUAUGGUGAGGGACGUUAAGGAGAGGGGCUUUGGAAAAAUUCUUGACGUGCCUCUUCUGUUUUUGUCCUGCCGAGAAUUACAGCAGAUCCCAAGCCUUCUUCUGAUUCUUCUUCUGUCUCACGAGUCUGAACCUUGUUCUUCUGGGUGAUCCCCAACAAUGGCUGAUGAGAAGUUCUGCUGUACAUGGGUUGCACUGGCAGAUGUCACCUCCAAGACCCACCAGUCCCAGUGGCUCCAGGAAACUCUCUCCUAUGCAGACAAAAAAGUGGGUGCCAUUAGAGCAAUUGUGGAAGAUGAUGGUGAUAGAUCACAAAUUGUUCAAAUCCUUGAAGAACUGAAAAAGUCUUACUGUGCUUUAGCAGAGGGCCAUGAUCAGUUGAGGUCCAAGUUCAGUGACCACCAGGAUGCAAGAACUUCAGCAUCCCCCUUCAACCCCAAGAUUCUCCUCGAAGGCGCUAACGACGAUGCAUCGGGAGUUUCUGAGAGCCCCAAAAUGGACACUCUUGAUUCCCCACCGGAGUCGGCCGUCACAAAUCCCGAAGUGGAGUUCGACAACUUCCACUUCGAGAUCCUGGACGAGUUGGCCGAUGAUAUAGUCCAGGAUGAACCUCCCAGUGCCAAUCUGAAUCAGGUAAGACCAAUUGGUGGAGAAAUUCAUGGAGAACAUACUGAUAUGGGCAUCAAUGAAGAAAUCGCUCCUGCGAUCCAUGGUUCUGAGACUAAUCAGGAAGUAAUUAGUGAUCCCUGGACUGAACAUUUAGGGCGGGGGAUGAAGUGGAAUAAGCUGAAGCUCCAGGUCACCAAGCUGAUGGAGGAGAACCUGCAGAAGCAAGCAGAGCUGGUGAAAAGAAAUGAAGAAAAGAGAGGAAUCAUUAGGGGCCUCAGGUCGCGGCUGAACGGCUUGAAGGCCGAGAAUAAGGCGCUGCAGGACUGUCUCGUCUGCUCUAAGGCCAACCCGAAGGGCAACCAGUUUCAGAUGACAAGAUUGAAAGGCCUGGUCUUGAGUAGAAUUUUCGGAAGAAGUUCGCAGUGA